AUGUCUGAUCCUGUUGUUGUUUCAUUAAAUGAUUUGAAAACUGGUAUAUCAGAUGAAAUUUUAACAAAAGCAUUUGGACCAGAUUCAUUAGGUAUAAUAGUAGUUAAAGACUUACCAGAAGAAUAUUUACAAUUACGUUUAGAUGUUCUAAAAUCAAUUAGUACAUUGGCAAAUUUACCCGAGGCUGAUUUAGGAAAAUUGGAAAAUCCCGAUAGUUUAUGGUUGACUGGUUGGUCAUUAGGUAAAGAAAAGUUGGUUAAUAGUAAUUAUGAUUUUAAUAAAGGGUCAUAUUAUAUAAAUUGUGCAUUUCAUAAUGAUCCAAAUUUGGAGGGCCCAACAAAGGAAUUGGUUGAUAAAUUUCCAAAUUAUCCAACUUAUACCCAUCCAAAUAUAUGGCCAGAUUUAGAAACCUUUGAAUUAGAUACGAAACGACUUUGCAAUUUGAUUAUUGAUGUUGCUGAACAUGUUGCUAUUAAUUGUGAUAAAUAUAUUGGUAAAAUUUAUUCGGAUUAUGAACCGGGGUUUCUUAAAAGGAUAGUUAAGGAGUCAACAUGUACCAAAGCUAGAUUAUUACAUUAUUUCCCAGUUAAAGAUGAUGCAGAUUCUUGGUGUGGAGAACAUUUGGAUCAUUCUUGUUUAACAGGUUUAACAUCAGCAUUGUUUUUAGAUGAAUCAAAAUCAUUAUUACACAACUUAGACAAAUCACCAGACCCCGAAAGUGGAUUAUAUAUCAAGAAUAGACAAGGAGAAACUAUUAAAGUCAACAUCCCAUCAAAUUGUUUAGCAUUUCAAUCUGGUUCGGCAUUGGAAGAAAUUUCAAAACGUAAAUUUAAAGCCGUACCUCAUUUUGUAAAAGGUACAAAUUUACCAAAUAUUGCAAGAAAUACUCUAGCUGUAUUUUGUCAACGAAAUUUAGAUGAACAAAUCGAUGAUAAUGAAAAUUUUGCUCAAUAUUCUGAUCGUAUAUUAAAAAAUAACCAUUGA
This is a messenger RNA of Insectozyma verbasci, 984 nucleotides long. NCBI's taxonomy places the organism in Eukaryota, Fungi, Ascomycota, Pichiomycetes, Serinales, Debaryomycetaceae. The record is from the annotation of a GenBank genome assembly.